Molecule: messenger RNA, 1019 nt
Organism: Microplitis mediator
Lineage: Eukaryota; Metazoa; Arthropoda; Insecta; Hymenoptera; Braconidae
Exons: 3
Coding region: 353-697 (114 amino acids)
Biological process (GO): regulation of cell cycle
Cellular component (GO): nucleus
Molecular function (GO): cyclin-dependent protein serine/threonine kinase inhibitor activity
Source: RefSeq, a predicted model, not a curated record
ACGCAGUAGAAACGGACAAAAACAGUACUGACAACAUUUCUUGCGCACGCAUAGUAAAAUCCCCUUGUAUAUUAUCUGUGCAGGGGUUGCUCACCCUCUCAGCGGCCAAUAAAAAUUAUUGAUUUGUCUUUUGCCAUGACAAAGUCGUGGCAAUAAUAUAAGUUUUACUUAAAACUAAAGUUACGUUAAGUAGAGUAGACUAGAGCUGAGCUGAUGAAUUAAAUAAAUAAAUUUUGCUAGCGUUUAAUAACGCGAGUCUGUUGCCGAGUGCACCUGAUGAAUCAUCCGCGACCUCAAUUAUUCGCAAAGACUGGAGGAAAUACUUGGAAGAGAGAAUUCAAUUGGCUCAGCAAUGGAAGGGGACAAGUGCAAUAAAAAUAACGAUAAUCCAAAAUUACAAAGUGUGAGGAGAAAAUUAUUUGCUGAUGAUAAUGAGGAUGAUAGUGAUGAAGACAAUAAGACUACUCAGGGUAAUGAUGAUAAUUUGGCUAAUAGAUUAAUUGAAGAGACACGAUUUGAGGCUAAAGAACGAUGGAAUUUUGAUUUCGAAAAAGGUGAACCGUUAACCGGUCAAUGGGAAUGGGUAAAAAUAGAUGAAGAAUUUUCAGACCGUACGCCAGCUACGGAAUUGGGAAAUUCCCAUAGUGAAAAUAGAGAUAAUUUACAAGAAGAAAAAAUAGAUAAUAAUAAUCACUAAUCAGACUGAUAAUAUUUAUUAUUGUUUCUUGAAAGUUGAUGUCGUUGAUCGCUGGUCUACUUUUAUGUCGCCGGAAGCUAAAUUUUAAAUCGGACUAAAUACUGUAAUCAAUAAUUUAUCAUUGUCGAGUACAAUAGAAGCAAUUAGAUAAAAUUUUUUGUAAAUAAUUGGAAUAAACAAUUCUAGUCUGCUGCAAUUUUUUAAGUUACUGAUAAAUUUUAAAAAUGCUAAAGUGAUAUUUUAUAAAAUUAUAAUGGCAUAUAAUCAAUUAUAUAUUUAUUUUAUGGAAUGCAAUUAAAUGAUUUUUAAUAAAUAUAAAAAA